Molecule: messenger RNA, 302 nt
Organism: Dicrocoelium dendriticum
Lineage: Eukaryota; Metazoa; Platyhelminthes; Trematoda; Plagiorchiida; Dicrocoeliidae
Source: the annotation of a GenBank genome assembly
GGUGGUUUUUCGGCCCUUAUUGACAAUGAGCACCGAUUUAUUCAGAUCUUCCGCGGAGGCCCGUUCCUUUAUCGAUUCCCUUUGUGACAAAGAGAUUUCUGUUCAUAUCACGGAUGGGCGCUGUUUUGUCGGUCGUCUUUGGUGCACAGACCAUAUGGCCAAUUUGGUUUUAGGUCACUGUACUGAGUAUCCGGCUCCUUCUGAUACUUUCCUUGAAGACCAGAAGCGCAACCUAACUACUAUCGUUAUCCCUGGGCGCCAUAUCAUAAAGAUUGAAUGUUCUUCUACCCUUGUUCCACCUU